This is a messenger RNA of Phaedon cochleariae (mustard beetle), 2037 nucleotides long. The record is from the annotation of a GenBank genome assembly. NCBI's taxonomy places the organism in Eukaryota, Metazoa, Arthropoda, Insecta, Coleoptera, Chrysomelidae.
AAACAAAUAUUCGGCAAAAGCAAAUUGGCCGUGGCAGUGACCAGGCAUAGUGAGAAAUGUGCAAUUAAUCAAAACUGUAUUCGGAUCGAAAAGUUAUUAUUUGUUAAUUUGAUACGAUGAGUAACGCAUAUGUGAUAGUGUUGACCGGAAACAUCGUCAACUUUGUAGCUGGAACAGUCCUCACCUGGUCGUCUCCAGAACUCGACAAACUAGCCAAUGAUACCGAAACACCAUUCCGUUACCCGAUAGACGAAGAUGAACGAUCUUGGAUAUCUUCCCUCUUCCCAUUGGGAUCGAUCUUUGGCCCUUUUAUAUUCGGCUACUUAGCUGACGUGAUCGGACGAAAAAACACUCUGUUAACAUGCGGGGUGCCUUUCGUAGUAUGUUAUCUACUCAUGGCCUUCGGAACCGAAAUCUGGAUAUUCUACUUAGCCAGAUUCUUCCUUGGAGUCGUCCUAGGAGGGGUCUUCACAGUCAUCCCCAUGUACGUCGGAGAGGUAGCAGAAGACACCAACAGGGGUGCAUUGGGUUCAAUGAUGAACGUGUUCCUCUGCAGUGGCCUCUUUUUUGCCUAUUGCGUCGGUCCCUACACCAGCGUGAUGGUCUUCAACCUGAUACUGGCUGUAUUCGCUAUCAUAUUUCUACCAACGUUCUACUUUCUAUCGCCAGAGACUCCCCAGUACUUCAUCAGCAAAGGAAAGUACAAGGAGGCCAGAGAGUCUAUGCAGAAGAUAAGGGGUCCGACAGUCAACGUGGAUUAUGAGCUAGAUGCCAUCCAGAAGAAAUCCAAGGAGGAUGGUAAAGGAAACAUCAUGGAUAUUUACAGAUCCAAAGCCUUGACCAAGGCGUUAGGCAUAUCAGUCGGCCUGGUGUUCUUCCAGCAGUUCUCAGGUAUAAACGCUGUGCUCUUCUAUGCCCAGACAAUCUUCAAAAAAGCGGGUACUUCCAUCAAGCCAGAGAUUUGUUCAAUAAUCAUUGGAGGCGUCCAGUUCGGUACCAGCUUCUUGACUCCUCUGAUAGCUGACAGACUGGGCAGGAAAGUGCUGUUGCUGGUGUCAGCUGUGGGGAUGGUUAUAGCAGAAGUACCGCUGGGCAUCUACUGUUACCUGGACAGCCAUGGCACUAACAUGAGCUCCGUGUCAUUCCUGCCAAUCGUCUGCCUGAUCGCCUACAUCAUCACCUAUAACUUCGGUUUCGGGCCGUUACCUUGGGCUGUUAUGGGGGAGAUUUUCCCUGCUAAUGUGAAAUCUAUAGCUUCAUCAAUCACAGCUGGAUUUUGCUGGUUCUGUGGAUUCUUGAUUGCGAAAUACUUCGCGGCGAUUUCCGAUGCUAUCGGCAUGGGACCGUCUUUCUGGAUCUUCUCCGGAUUUUGCGCGGCUGCCAUACCGUUCACGAUGUUCUUCGUGGUGGAAACGAAAGGAAAGAAUGUCGACGAGAUACAAAAAGAAUUGGACAGUUGAUAUCGACUAAGAAAAUAAGAACCUACUAGUACGUUGAAUCUUCAGAGAAAGACUUUUUCAAUUUAUUUAUACAAGGUGUUUCACGAUGAGACAGACGAUAUUAAGAGAAAUAUUUCGAUUUUUGAAGUGAUCAGACUAUGAACUGAUAUUUCCAAUAUUCGUCAUAUAGAGUGGUUUGCUCAAGUAGAGCCAAAUUUUACCUAGUUGGAUCUUGAUCUUCUGUAUUUUAUAUAUCUAGAUGAAUGAAUUAUACAAGAAUAUUCUGAUAAGAGAUGAUUGAACCAUUCGGAAAAUAGGAGUGUUACUAUAAAUCGAAUGAAAACUGACUAUGGAACCCUUACAUUAAAUACUUUCCUACAAAAUUUUAUUAGGUUGGUACGUUUUUCAUGAGUUCCUUGGUCAGUAUUCAUAGUUCAAUGUCAACGGAUGAUUUGAUUAACUUAAUGUUCAUGAAAUAACCUUCGUGAAGGUUAUUCGAACCCGCCAAGAUGUCCACUACUCUCAGAUCAAUUUCGUAUUUCUCUCGUCGUGAAUCACCGAUUAUUCUAGAGGGAGCAUUCAAAAUAGCGCCAUGAUU